UCCGUGUAAACAAAUACGUAAUCGCCAUUACUUUAGAUGUUGCAGGAUUAAAAUGGAGAGUCCGGCGAUAACUUUUACCCUGGCCUAUGUUGUCUUCGCCUUUUGCUUCGUGUUUACUCCCAAUGAGUUCCGUUCAGCCGGGUUGACCAUCCAGAACCUGUUCUGGUCCUGGCUCGGCAGUGAGGACGUAGGUUUCAUCCAGUACCACGUCCGGAGGAGCAGCGUCACCGUCCUGGUCCACUCCGCCCUGCCGCUAGGAUACUACUUGGGGAUGUGCCUGGCUGAUCCAGAAAAAAACUUGUUAUAUAUUCACCAGGUGAGUGACGGCUGGAGACUGAUCUUCCUCACAGCUUUGCUUCUCCAGUUGGCCAGUUGGGUCCUGGUCUUCUACUGGUCCCGGGGGAACUGGUCCAACCAUCCCAUCAGCCGAAGUCUCCAGGCGCAUGUCAGACCUCCUCAUGGCAGCUGGGGCGCUGUGGCGUCCAACAUCAACACAGAGUUUAGGCGCAUCGACAAGUUCACCACCGGAGCACCAGGAGCCCGAGUCAUCAUCACUGACAGCUGGGUGAUGAAGAUCACCACCUAUAGUAUACACAUGGCAUCUCAGGAUGACUGCCAUGUGACCGUGACCGAGUCCCGGCAGCACCAACUCAGUCCAGACUCGCCUUCUCCGGUCCAGUACCUGACGUUGAGAGUCCACAGCAUCAACUCUGCGGUCAAACCCUUUGACAUCAGGCUCAACUCCACCGAGUACACCGAACUCCGGGAGAAGCUGCACGCUCCCAUCAGGAAUGCUGCCAAUGUGGUGAUCCACCAGACCAUCAGCGAGCUUUUCCUGGACACGUUCCGAGCUCAGGUGGAGCUGAACCAGCUCUACACACUCCCCAGUGGACAGGAAGUGGAGCCUUGCAUCGGCUGCAUGCAGGUUCCAGCCAACACCAAACUGGUCCGACUUUGCCAACCAGAGGAUUUGGCCCAUGAGUGCCAGCAGUGCUUCUGCAGACCAAUGUGGUGUCUCUCUUGUCUGGGUCGAUGGUUUGCCAGUCGCCAGGACCAGCAAAGACCUGAGACCUGGUUGUCGAGCAGAGUUCCCUGUCCCACCUGCAGAGCCAAGUUCUGCAUCCUGGACGUGUGUCGGGUCCACUGACACACUCGCACACACUCUUGUUGAGAGGGAAUGUUUUAUUUUUGGACAAUGACCUGCCUCACUGUCAAGUGUUGGAUGGGUGCACCUCAAUGAAUGGCCUGAAGUUGUUCACUCACAAGCCAAGAAGUGUUGGAGAAACGUGUGUGCUUCACUGCAGAGGUCAUGUUUGAUGCCAAAUGGUGGUUUGAACAAACAAAUGAUAUAUUUUUUAAUAAUACAUGUGAUGUCUGAUGCAGGUUCUGUUCAACAUCUCUGAGCUCAUGCUGCGUUUGUCCGUUCUCUUAGUAAUUCAAAAGCCAAUGAGAACUUCAGUAGAUCAACACAAAUGUGUUAUAAUGUCUAAAGAAAGUAAAACCAUUUUGAUGAUUGGAAAUAGUGCAUUUUUGUUGGCAGUAUUUGUAAAUAUGUGGAAUCAAAUAUUUUAAAAAUACUAAU
This is a messenger RNA of Synchiropus splendidus (mandarinfish), 1582 nucleotides long. RefSeq names its product transmembrane protein 129, E3 ubiquitin protein ligase (gene tmem129). Gene Ontology annotation, molecular function: ubiquitin protein ligase activity. Gene Ontology annotation, cellular component: membrane; endoplasmic reticulum. The transcript is spliced from 7 exons. The record is from RefSeq and is a predicted model, not a curated record. Gene Ontology annotation, biological process: protein ubiquitination. Bases 53 to 1147 code for a protein of 364 amino acids. NCBI's taxonomy places the organism in Eukaryota, Metazoa, Chordata, Actinopteri, Syngnathiformes, Callionymidae.